Molecule: messenger RNA, 3545 nt
Organism: Peromyscus leucopus (white-footed mouse)
Lineage: Eukaryota; Metazoa; Chordata; Mammalia; Rodentia; Cricetidae
Product: desmocollin-3-like
Biological process (GO): homophilic cell-cell adhesion
Cellular component (GO): desmosome; plasma membrane
Molecular function (GO): calcium ion binding; gamma-catenin binding
Source: RefSeq, a predicted model, not a curated record
UUCAGACGAGAACACGCUCCUGGGCAAAGAAGCCUGAGCGAGGCCAGAACGACUUCUAGACAAGCUGGUGCGAAAACCCUCCCGCGCCCUGGCUCUCAGAGUCCCUGCUAGGCGCCCGCCUGUGUCCUCCCGAGGUGCACCUAGCAAUGGCUGUCGCUGGGCUUCGGAGCCCCCGGUGGGGAGCUUUCUGCACACAGCUGCUGCUGACCCUCUGGGUCUUCAGUUUUGCUGGUGAAGCCUGUAAAAAGGUGACAUUAAAUGUCCCUUCGACACUAAAAGCAGACCAGAUAAUUGGAAGAGUUAAUGUGAAAGAGUGUCUCAGCUCUGCUGGCAUCAGGCCAAGUGAUCCUGAUUUCAGAGUUCUAGAUGAUGGAUCAGUUUAUCCAGCCAGAGCUCUUGUGUUGUCUGGUGAGAAAAUCUUUACCAUUCAGCUUUCUGACUCAAAGACACAGACACAGAAAGAGAUCCAAGUAAUCCUGGAGCACCAGAAGAAGGUCCUGAAGAAAAGACACACGAAGGAUACUGUCCUCAGGAGAGCCAAGAGACGAUGGGCACCCAUUCCUUGUUCUAUGCAAGAGAAUUCCCUGGGUCCCUUCCCACUGUUUCUUCAACAGGUUCAGUCUGAUGCAGCUCAGAACUAUACCAUCUUAUACUCAAUAAGUGGGCGUGGAGUCGACCAAGAACCACUGAAUUUGUUUUUCAUAGAGAGAGACACUGGGAAUCUGUAUUGUACUCGGCCUGUGGACCGUGAGGAAUAUGAUGUUUUUGAUUUGAUCGCCUACGCAUCCACUGCAGAUGGCUAUUCAGCCGAUUUACCUCUCCCACUGCCCAUCAAAGUAGAGGAUGAAAAUGACAAUUACCCUCUUUUUACGGAAGCGAUUUAUAAUUUUGAAGUUCCAGAAAGCAGUAGACUUGGUACUGUGGUGGGAGUGGUUUGUGCCACAGAUAAAGAUGAACCGGACACAAUGCACACGCGCCUCAAGUACAGCAUCUUGGAGCAGAACCCACGGUCACCUGGGCUCUUUUCUGUGCACCCUGACACGGGCGUCAUCACCACCGUCUCUCACUACAUGGACAGAGAGGUUGUAGACAAAUACACAUUGAUAAUGAAAGUCCAAGACAUGAAUGGCCAAUUUUUUGGACUAAUCAGUACCUCAACUUGUAUCAUAACAGUGCAAGAUUCCAAUGACAACGCACCCACAUUCAGACAAAAUGCUUAUGAAACCUCUGUGGAGGAAAACACAUACAAUGUUGAAAUCUUGCGCAUACCUGUAGAUGAUAAGGACUUGAUUAAGAGUGCCAACUGGAAGGCAAAUUUUACCAUCUUAAAAGGAAAUGAAAAUGGGCGCUUCAAAAUCACAACAGACCCAGCGACUAAUGAGGGUGUUCUAUGUGUUGUGAAGCCACUAGAUUAUGAAGAAAACCGUCAAGUGACCCUAGAGAUUGGAGUGAACAAUGAAGCUCCAUUCAUCAGAGAAGUUGCAAGCCGAGUACCCACCAUGAACCGGGCCUUGGUUACAGUUCAUGUGAGGGAUCAGGACGAGGGGCCAGAAUGCAACCCCCCUGAGCAAUAUGUGCGGAUCAAAGAAAACUCAGCAGUGGGGUCCAAGAUCAAUGGCUAUAAGGCCUACGAUCCUGAAACCAAGAAAAGCAAUGGCUUAAGGUAUAAAAAGUUGCAGGAUCCUAAAGAAUGGGUCAGCAUUGAAGAAGUUUCGGGGCUGCUCACCAUAUCAAAAGUCCUAGACAGAGAAGCCAUGACUCCAAGAAAUGACUUAUAUAAUAUUACAGUCAUGGCAAUAGACCAAGAGGGCAAAUCAUGCACAGGAACACUUGCAGUGAACAUUGAGGAUGUGAAUGACAAUGCACCAGUGAUACUUCAAGACUAUCUUGUUAUCUGCAAGCCAAAGAUGGGGUAUACGGAAAUUUCAGCUGUGGAUGCUGAUGAGCCUGUCAACGGCCCUCCCUUUCAGUUCAACUUGGCAAGCUCUUCUCCAGAAGUCAACAGAAUCUGGACCAUCAACCGAGUUAAUGACACAGCUGCCCGAUUGUCCUAUCGGAAAAAUGCUGACGUUCAAGAAUACACCAUUCCUGUGAGUGUAAAAGACAGAGCAGGCCAAUCCACGACCAAACUCUUGAGAGUCAACCUGUGUGACUGUACUCAUCCUAGCCAGUGUAUGGCCAGGUCAAGGAGUUCAGGGGUCACCUUGGGGAAGUGGGCCAUCCUUGCCAUCUUGUUGGGCAUCGCACUGCUAUUUUCGGUGCUGCUGACUUUAGUAUGUGGAGUUGUUACUGCCCGGAAAGGAAAGCAUUUUCCUGAAGAUUUAGCCCAGCAAAACUUAAUUAUAUCAAACACUGAAGCACCUGGAGAUGAUAGGGUGUGCUCUGCCAAUGGAUUCACCACCCAGACUGCCAACAACUCCAGCCAAGGCCUCUGUGGGACAAUGGGAUCGGGAAUGAGAAAUGGUGGGCAGGAGACAAUUGAGAUGAUGAAGGGGCACCAGACCUUAGACUCCUGCCGUGUGGCUGGGCAUCACCACACGCUGGAUUCCUGCAGAGGUGGACACAUGGAGAGCGACAAUUGCAGAUACACUUACUCAGAGUGGCACAGUUUCACUCAGCCCCGCCUCGGCGAAAAAUUGCAUGCUUGUAAUCAGAAUGAAGACCACAUCCCAUCCCAAGACUACGUCCUCACCUAUAACUACGAAGGCAGAGGAUCUCCAGCAGGGUCUGUAGGCUGCUGCAGUGAAAAGCAGGAAGAAGAGGGACUCGACUUUCUAAACAACUUGGAACCCAAAUUUCUUACAUUGGCAGAAACAUGCACAAAGAGAUAACAGCACAAGGUUACAAUUCAACAUGGCCUUAGCGGUUACUCCAGAAGUUUGAACCAACGAUACUGUAAAACAGAGUCACUACUUAUACAAAAUGGUCUUGAGUUAUAUUGGCUUGUGAUAUUCUGACUUUAGUCUAGUGUGAAAUUGACACAUAUUCAAGAGAAACCAUUUGCUCAAUUCUGAUCUUUUGCAGGCUGGCUGUGUGCUGUGUGUGACAUUCUUGCAGUGCUCAGCAGGGGCAGUGGGCUGCGGUUCCUGGUCUGUCCCUGGUCAUGACAUGGGUGCGGUGCAUAUGUCUCCACUGAGUGUUCCUAAGAUACAACCACAUUGUGAGUCCAGGAGUGUAUGCACAUAUAAUGGACUUUUCUACAUCUUACAGCCUUCCCCCUACCAAUUUGUAUCGUUAAAGUGGUUUGUUGCUGACCAUUUUUCAAAAAGUACAAGGAUUAAAAUAGAGAACCAGCAAAGCUCAUGCUGUAGUCCUAGAGUUAGCCAAGGGUCUGUGAAGGACCUGCCCUGCCCUGAAGAUAUUUUUCUAACAAAAGAAUCAGGUAAAAUAUUAGUCUACAAAUGGCUCAGUUGUAGCAAUUCAUGUCACCACACACUCCUAAGGAUGGCUUAGGAAUCAAGCCAAGCAUUAAGUAACAUGAUUUGAAGAAUGUUUCAGGACAGAAAUGUUAAUACAAAUUACAUAAAACUUUUGUAAAGCUCGGA